Uloborus diversus is the source of this 939-nucleotide messenger RNA. RefSeq names its product zinc finger protein 239-like. Gene Ontology annotation, cellular component: nucleus. The record is from RefSeq and is a predicted model, not a curated record. Bases 1 to 939 code for a protein of 312 amino acids. Lineage: Eukaryota; Metazoa; Arthropoda; Arachnida; Araneae; Uloboridae. The transcript is spliced from 5 exons.
AUGGAAGAGCGGCGGGAAAAUAUCGGAGAGGUCAGCUGGGAUAAUAAACACGUGGACGAAGAAACAGGCAAAAGGGAAAUCAGACAUCAAAUCAACUAUUCCAUUGAAUACUUGCUACGUAAAGAAGAUCCUUUGCCGAAGAGAGAUUUGAAAGGGACCUUCCCAAAUUCGUCCUCAUCACCCUCUUCGUGGAUAGGACCACAGGCAUUCGAGCACCACAGUGAUUGGACUAACACCGCCACAGACUUCCAAGUCAAGAGCCACAGGAUGCAAACGCAAGAGUUGGGCUUCUCCACGGCCGCUAUCCUUGCCCUUCUGCCGCAGCACAAGAGCCAAGACGGCAGCAUUCCGUCGGUUUCCCCCAUUCGGCCGGAGCACAAGAAGGCGGAGCGAUGCCCCUGCGGCCUGCCCUAUCACUGGUCGCCACCCCCGCACCACUUCCCCGCAUUCAGAAAGCCUUGCCUGUCUUGUCCGAGCCAAGAGCCAUGUGUGGCUCCAAAGCCACAGCAAAAUCCGCAAGAGAAGAGCUUCAUCUGCAAGCAGUGCGGCAAAGGGUUCAAGCGCAGUUCCACCCUCUCCACGCACUUGUUAAUACACUCCGACAUCCGGCCCUAUCCCUGUGGCUUCUGCGGCAAGCGAUUUCACCAAAAGUCGGACAUGAAGAAGCAUACGUUCAUUCACACAGGUGAAAAGCCUCAUAAAUGUUUGGUCUGCGGCAAAGCUUUCAGCCAAUCUUCUAACCUGAUCACUCACACGCGAAAGCACACCGGCUUCAAGCCCUUCGCCUGCUUCACCUGCGGCAGGGCGUUCCAGAGGAAGGUGGACCUCCGAAGACACCGUGACACUCAACACGUGUCGCAGUUCGAACACAUGCAGCUGCACCAUCCGUGGUUCGGAUUCAGAACGUGUCCGCCGAUCCCCCUGCAUCUACCCUACUGA